Molecule: messenger RNA, 4209 nt
Organism: Toxoplasma gondii ME49
Lineage: Eukaryota; Apicomplexa; Conoidasida; Eucoccidiorida; Sarcocystidae
Exons: 3
Coding region: 1-4209 (1402 amino acids)
Source: RefSeq, a predicted model, not a curated record
AUGUGCAGACAUGAAAAGCUGGAAGCGUCGGCAGUUGUCCGGUUCACAGCAACAGGCGUAGACCCCUGUGAGUCAGUCUCCAGAAAAGGAAAAGGCGUUUCUGGCUUGCUCUCGCUCGCCUUCGAUGAAACAGAUGACAGCGGCAAAUACGCAGCCGAGCCGGGAACAACCGCCCUCUGUGAGAAGGACCUGCGGCCGCGAGGCGCCGAGGAACAGACUCCGUUUCCUUCCGCUACGAACGGAGUUGGCGGCGUCGACACCGACAAGGGCAACAUUGAAGAGGUGAAAUCUGCGAGGAGGCGGCUCGCCAAGCAGGAACGGCUUCUGGUGUCUUGGCAGCGCGAGUUGGAAGUCCACGAAACGAAGCUGCAAGAAGUCCAGCUUUCCCUGGAGAAAAGAGACAGGUGUCUCCGGACGCGUCUGCUGGCGCUACAAGUGGAGACCGCUGAGGCGGCGCGGAUCCGGAAAGCUCACGAAACUGAACUGCAUGCAAUUCAUGCGUCUCUUCUGGAGAGACUGGCGGACCUGGCGUCGAGAGAAGCCUUAAAACGGCGCGAAGCAGAGGACGAUGCGGCCCACCGAAGGCGAGAGCAGGAACUGAGAGAAGAAGAAGAGAGACAAGAGAGAGAACGGAAUGCAUUUGAGAAGAAGGCAGAGGCGAAGGCGAAGGCUCUCGCAGAAGGAGAGGAAAAGCUGAAGGAAGCGUUGCUUCAGCUUGUGUGUCGCCAGCGUGCAUUGGAGGCACAAGAAGCUGUUUUCCAAGAAAAGGAAGAAAAACAAAGACAAGCUGAGGCAGCGGUGGGCGGCUUGAGGCAAGAGGUUGAGGCGCAGCGGGUGCGCCUAGCAGCAGAGAGAGGCGAACUCGAUAAACGCGACCGAGAGAUGCAAGAAGUGGAUGUCUUGAAAGAAGAACUGGCAGAGCAAAGGAAGUUGCUGAGAGAGAAGGAGGACGCCAUUCAGACGGCUCUCGAGCGUGAGGCGCGCGAGAGAGAACUCUGGACCAUGCAGAGGGUGGAGGAGAGCCAGAAAGGGCGAGAAGAGCGAGAGAUGCACUUGCGAGAGAGAGAGACGUGGAAGCGCCACAGCGACGAAGUCAACGCGAAACUGAAGAAGAAAGAGGACGAAUGCAGCCGCAGUACAGCACGAAUCCAGAAACUGAGAGAAGCGAUCGAAAGACUCUUUCAGAUUCAACAACAGAAGCUCGUGUGUUCUUCCUCGACUGAGCAAGACGCCGGCAAGUGCGAAGAGUCUCUCGCCAUAUCCUCGUCCUUCGUUUUCGCUCUGCUUCCGGCCUCUCCUGUCCUCCUGUCGCCAUCAGCAGUCAAUCGCCAUGCUCGGAAUCAGAGAAAUUCCGACGCUUCAGGCGGUGGAAAAACAACACAAGCGGCAGACGCAGAAGGAGCUGAAGAAGAAGACGACAACGAACGAGAAGAACGGUGCGCUCUCAAGAACUUGAAGGAGACGCUCGAGAACUUGACGGGUCUGUCGCUGCCUUCGCCAAGAGUUGCCGCCUGUCGCUCUCGUGGAAGUCCCGAUCGCUCGGUUCGUCGAAAAGGAAGCCGCCAAGUCCGUUCGUCUCAAACGAGCCUCUCGCCUUCGCGUGGAAGUCCGCCCAGUUUAUCCGACCAGACAAACAAGCAGAAGGACGAAGCGGAACCUCUUGAAAACAGUCCUUCUUCCUCGUCAAAGAGCGAAGAAGAUCCGAGGCAAAAGCUGGAAGAGACUGCGUCUCUCUUUUCGUUCUUGGCCCCCGCGCCGCGGCACUUGGACGCCGCAGCUGCUGAGCAGCUGCUGUUCCUCGAACUGGAAAUCCUUUGUCUUCUUCUUCCUUUCCUCGAGGCGCGACGCAAACUGCUCAGUGCUCAGCGCAGACUCCUUCGGCAUGGCCUCAUUCUUCACAGUGCGGCUGCCAAGCGAGCAGCGCGAGACAUGGGAGCAACGCAUCCAGAGACGAUGCAGAAAUGCGGAGACGCAAGGGGAGACAACCUCGACGAAACAUCGGACGACAUCUCACAAAAACUCAGCGAAGAACGAGAGCGCCUCGACGUCAACUUGAAAGCAUGGAACGCCUCAGCAAGGGCAGUCCGUUUUCUUCUUCCUCUGGUCGGUCGGCGUUUGUCUGCGCUUCGUGAGCGUUUCCGCCAGCCUGACGCCUUUCUCUCUUCCUCCACAUUCUCAGAGGCUUCUCGCAAACUUGCUUCAGACGCUCCGCGUUCAACCAUCUCUCCAGCCCCAGCAAAGUCGCUCGCCACUGCGCGUUUCGGGUCUUCGAAUGCGAAACGCAUGCAAGCAACCGACGAUUGCCCUCUGUCACUGUCGCACCCGUCUUCAUCGUGUUCUCCGCGUCGAAGGGCAAUCUUUUUCCCAGAUGCUCGGAUCUCUGAAGGACUUCCUUGUCCUCGGCAGGUAACUCUUUUGUCUCCUCAAGAGGCCCGCGCUGGGAGUGAAGGCGAGAGGAGACGUCCUGCGGAAUCCCCGACAAAGACAGAGAGUCUGACGGAGCAGAGGGGAUUGUCGGCAGUCGGCCUCUUCUCCUUUCGUUCUCUGGGGGGAUGCUGCGCUUCUGUGUCGCUUCAACAGCCAGGCUUUCUUCUUCCCCUUUCUGCUUUCCCUUAUGCUGGGUUUCUCUGCGACCAGGGAUGCAACGCCUUUCAGGAAUGCGGCGUUCCAGCCGCACAGGCCGCAGGCGAACAUUUCCGACGCCCUAGCGCGAAGACGAGAGUGGAGGAGUCUGUGUCUUCUCCCUGCUCGAAACGCCUUUCUGUGGAGCCCAGAGACGCGCCUUCUACACGAUUCUCAGAGGUUCCUGCGCUGCCGCUCUCCACCGUCUCGGGUAUUCCUCUGUUCGAUGCGACGUACUGGAACUAUUUAUGGGAGGGGAACAGCGGCAGACAGCCAGCAAGCCCCCUGUGGCUCGCUUCUCAACGCUCUUCUUCCUCUCCGAGCGGUGUCGCCUCUCACGCGUUCUCUGCGGUUCGACUCCAGGAAGGAGACAUUUCUGCCAAGCCUCCUGUGACCCCCCCACCUAGGAGUGCGGUGCCGGAUCCUGCGACGGAGGAUAUAGACCCUCCGCCUUCCUCCUCUUUCUCUGCAGAUCAGCAUGCGUCUCCGUCUCCCCUCGCUUUCAGUCUCCUCCCUCCUGCUUCUCACCCCUAUCUUCUUCCUCAGUCUUGCGAGCCACUACAUCUGUGCUCCUGCGAAGCCGCAGAUCCUCGACUCGGCAGCGGUGCAUGGCCUCUGCUGCCUUGCGGCUUCACAGGCUGGGCUGCAGUCACCGACCGCCCGCUGCGCGACGAAAAGGACUUUCCGAAGGAUUUAGGAAGCCUCUCAGAGACGCCAGGUGGACAGCGCAAAGAUGGCCGGGAGACGCAGCUGCCUCGCCUCAACAGCAUGCGUUUUCCACCUGUCCAGAAAAGCCGGAAUUCGAUUCACGAUCGCGAGCGACUCGGACACGCAGGUCUGCUGGGACGGUCAGGUGUACAUACACCCCGGGGAGCACGCGAGUUGGCCCCUGGCGGAAGUGCAGGAGUUUGCCGAGAGAUUCUGCAUGCAGGCGGAGUUCCAGGAGAAGCCUUGCGUUCUGCGGAAGCCAGUCUUCGACGCGGGGAGGAGGUGAACGCGAAAGACAGGACGGAGGGCAAAGAAGAGGUGCAGACUGCGGAUAGCGCGGUUGGAGGCGUCCCCUGCAUGUCAAGAAGGACGGUGGAGACUCGAGGCGCUUUCCGUGGAGAUUCGCAGCAUCCUCACAGCUCUUUCGGCGAUUCAGACAUGUCGAGACAACCAGGCGAGUUGCCGCCGUCUCUGCGCGCCCCUCUCGAGUGUAGGAGGAGACGCCACUUGCCCCCGAACUCUGCGCGCGUUGUGGAGUCUGCCGCGUUCUCUGUUCCCCGAGGGCGCCGGGCCAUCAGUGCGAGAGCACACAAUCCAGAGAGAGAGAAGCGGCCUUUGCAGUUUGCAGAAUGCCCGCCUCUCGCGUACGACGCCGGCGACCGACCGCUCGGCGGCGAGGAGUUUUGGGGGGGCAUUCUCCGACAGCGAGAAGAAAGCACCGCACGGAGACUGGCGAAGGGAGACGCAGACGGAGACGACCGUGCAGAAAGGAGGCAGAGAGCCGACAAAAUGGGGGCCGGGGCUCACAUGCACCUUUCAGGCCGAGUCGGCUUCAAAGUGCUGCCUCCUUUGCCACCAUCCACGGGGAGAGAAAUGUGA